AUGGCAUCUUCAAUUUCCACUCCCCAACCUCCAAAAGUCGUCUUGGUAACUGGCUCCUCAGGCCAUCUCGGCACAGCUCUCAUGCUCACCCUCCCCUCCCUCGGCUACACCCCCAUCGGCAUCGACAUCCUCCCCUCACCAACAACAACCCAUACCGGCUCCAUCACUUCCCCCUCCUUCCUCACCUCCAUCUUCCAAAAAUACAACAACUCCCAAUCCCAAAUCCACUCCAUCCUCCACACCGCCACCCUACACAAACCCCACGUAGGCUCCCACACCAAACCCGACUUCAUCUCCACCAACAUAACCGGCACCACCCUCCUCCUCGAGCACGCCGUCGCAGCAAACUGCACCUCCUUCAUCUUCACCAGCAGCACCACCACAUUCGGUCGGGCCCUCUCCCCAGCCCCAGGAAAACCAGCUGCGUGGAUAACCGAGUCGGUAACUCCACAGCCUAAGAACAUCUAUGGCGUGACCAAAGUCGCUGCUGAAGAGAUCUGCGAGCUUAUUCAGGCUCAGACAAAACUCCCUGUCGUCAUCCUUCGCACUUCGCGCUUCUUCCCUGAACAGGAUGAUGUGGAGGAGAGACGAAUGGGGUGGAGCGAUGAGAAUCUUAAGGUUAAUGAGCUUUGUUAUCGGAGGGUUGAUCUGGAGGAUGUAGUUUCUGCGCAUGUGUGCGCUAUGGAAAAAGCUGCGGCUGGGGAUGUCACUUGGGGGAAAUAUAUCAUCAGUGCACCGAGUCCGUUUUCUUCUGACCCCGAGACUCUCAAACUUUUAGAUUCCAAUGCUGCGGAAGCGAUGAGGGGUGUGGUGCAAGGAUAUGAGAGCGUGUAUGAGAAGUUGGGGUGGAGGUUUUUGGAUAGAGUGGAUAGGGUGUAUGAUUCUAGUUUGGCAGUGAAGGAGUUGGGGUGGAGACCGGUGUGGACUUUUGAGAAGGCUGUGGAGUGUGUAGGCAAAGGAGAAGAGUGGAGGAGUGAGGUUACGAGGAGGGUUGGGAAGAGGGGGUAUCAUGCUGUGCCGACCGGGGUGUAUACUACUGCCGUUAGUGGUGGUGGUGGUGAUGUUGUGAGUGGAACAAGCUGA
Cadophora gregata is the source of this 1083-nucleotide messenger RNA. RefSeq lists its product as uncharacterized. Bases 1 to 1083 code for a protein of 360 amino acids. The transcript has a single exon. The record is from RefSeq and is a predicted model, not a curated record. Lineage: Eukaryota; Fungi; Ascomycota; Leotiomycetes; Helotiales; Ploettnerulaceae.